UUUCAAGAAUGGGCACAACACAUGCAUGGUCCAGUAUACGUCUAGGUGCGCUGCAGUGUUGAUGGUCAAGUAAACUGAUUGUGCUUUUAUGUUUCAUGCAGCCUGCAGGACAUUUUUAGUGCAUCUUCAUAUUGGUGAUAUUUCUUCAUCAUGAACGGCGCCAGAGCUUCCCCGGUCGUGCUGGAUUGUGGAACAUUGAACUGCAAAGCUGGGUUUGCUGAGAUCUCCAAACGGGCCCCAGAUUUUGUGUUCCAGACCUGUGAGCCAUUUCAGAGCUCCGAUGCCGGCGAAGCACCCAGCCCCAUUCAAAAUGGGCACAUUGAAGACUGGGACAGCAUGGAGGUGCUUUGGGACCACAUUUUCAAGGAGAAGAUGAAGAUUGAUCCCUCGGAGCAUUCUGUGCUUCUCAGCGAGCCUGACGGGAACCUCUCCGAAUCCCGCAAGAAGAGCCUCCAGGUUUUCUUUGAGAGAUUCAAGGUGCCGGCCUUGCAUCUUGCCAACCAGGGAAUGCUGUCGCUGUACUCCAUCGGUCAGGCAAGUGGACUGGUCAUCCAAUCUGGCCACGGUUUUACAAACGUAAUGACGGCCCGCGACGGGCACCGGCCAACCUUUGGAAGGGUACCGCUAAUGUACGCGGGCCGCAAAAUGACCGAAUACACCCAAGAAGUCAUUGCGGCAUCCCUGAGGGAGCAGUACAGUCUCGACAUCAAGACGGUAGACUUUGAACUAGCUGAAAAGUUCAAGGAGGAACAUGGAUAUGUCCGAAUGCAGGGAGAAGGCAAACCAUCUCGCAACAUGGUCGCAUUGGACAUUAGGGGCAAGACGUAUUCUGUUGAUGCAGGGGAAAUAGGUGCCAAGAUUGGAGAGGCUCUUUUUGACCCAUCUGUUUUGGGUCUGUCCUGUUUUGGUUUGGCCAAGGCCGUGAUGGAGAGCAUUGAAUUAUCUGAUGAUGAGGACUGGAUGGACGAAGUCUAUCUCAAGAAUAUCCUGCUAGCCGGAGGGAACACCAUGUUCAAGGGCUUGCAAGAAAGGCUUUCCACAGAAGUCGACAAAAUGAAGUUCCAGCCGUUUAUGACGGUAAAUGUAAAAGCACCACCGCACCGUGCCUUCUCCAACUGGGUUGGUGGUUCUGUCAUAGCCUCCCUUCCGACCUUUGACCCCUGCUGGAUCACGAAGCAGGAGUAUGAAGAGUACGGCCCAGAUAUUUUCCGGCGAAAAUGUCUGCCAUACUAAAAAAAAAAAAAAAAUUUAAACUAUC
Molecule: messenger RNA, 1258 nt
Organism: Patiria miniata (bat star)
Lineage: Eukaryota; Metazoa; Echinodermata; Asteroidea; Valvatida; Asterinidae
Product: actin-3-like
Exons: 4
Coding region: 151-1233 (360 amino acids)
Source: RefSeq, a predicted model, not a curated record